This is a messenger RNA of Caenorhabditis auriculariae, 311 nucleotides long. The record is from the annotation of a GenBank genome assembly. Lineage: Eukaryota; Metazoa; Nematoda; Chromadorea; Rhabditida; Rhabditidae.
AUGGCGUUCGGCGGUCUUUUGGAAGGUUUUCUCGAGGAAAAGUCGUUUGGCAGUGAAAGAAAACAACGUCCCAGGCCGCACAGUCUUGUUCAACGACGGUUCAGCACCGCAGUAUGUUUUUCAAUUUUGAAAGUUUGAAAUGGGAAAGUCAUCAGAUUACUAAAGAAAUCAUUAAAAGCUUAAAAAGGAAAACUUUUUUCAUCCAUUAGAAGUCUUAUCAGGGCGAGGCCAACGUCGAGCGCGGAGCUCUGAAGAAAAUGAGCGUGGUUUCGGUCGACGCCUCGUCUCCCAGAAACUCUUGGCAGCGUUAG